GCGGGCACAACGAACGAACACCAACGGCGAAUUGAAGCGGACGACUCGAGGAACCGACAGCGGGCGGAGCAGAACCACGUCCCACUCCCUUGUCCGACAACAUGAGGGCACGUUCUAUAACCAAAUCACGGCACACCGAGGAGCACUGGUGGCUAAAGGCGCCACACAGGAGCCGGUGCGUGGUGUUUAUUUGGCGGGGGCCCGUUUAAUAGGUGACACCAACUAUAUAUAUAUAUAUAUAUAUGGACAGGUUAGCUGACAACAUAAGGCCGGAGGACCCUUCAGGCACCGUGCCGAACUUCCCCUCGGGACCUUGUGCGCACGUCACUCACAUUUUCUACCGUUGCUUUGUCUUCAGCUCAAGUUACAGUAGCCUACGGCGAGACAGCCCCUGAGCUGCCAAGCUGAUAUAGAUUGGACAAGGCUCUCACUCGGUGUGAAGAAGGAGCUGCAAGACAAUAUGUUUAUAUCCACCCUCCCAUCCAACUCCUGGGCAAUGAAUCCGGAAAGAUUUGCGAAAAGUCAUCAAUACUCCCAGAGAGAAGACCUAGAGGGAUGACAGAAAGGCUUGAUGCAAUCAAUAUGUGCUCGAUACAACGAUACCUGUGAGGUUUCUUACAAGACUGGAGCGUUGGUCAGGAAACCAUCAUUAUCAGGCGGCGGCGGCGGGGACCCGGAGCUGUGCGCGACGGACGAAAUGAUCCCGUUCAAGGACGAGGGAGACCCGCAGAAGGAGCAGAUCUUCGCCGAGCUCAGCCACUCGGAGGAGGAGGGCGACCUGGCCGACAUCAAGUCGUCGCUGGUCAACGAGUCGGAGAGCAGCCCCAACAGCAACAGCCACGACGCAGCUAGACAGUCCCAAGUACCGCAAGAUUCAUAUCACGAAAAACACAGAGACCAUCCGGAUGAUGGAAAGCAUCACGACAUGUACAGCAAAGGCCAUCCGUACACGGGCUACCCAGGCUACAUCAUGAUGACUAACAUGAACAAUGACUCCUACAUGAGCAAUGGCUCCCUCUCGCCGCCCAUGCCCAGAACGUCCAACAAAGUCCCCGUGGUGCAACCGUCCCAUGCAGUCCACCCACUCACCCCACUGAUCACGUACAGUGACGAGCACUUCGCCCCAGGAUCUCAUUCUGGCCAUCAUCACCAGGAUGGGAGCAAACAAGGAAUGCCAAGGCAUCACCAAGACAUGACCAACUUCUACUCCCUAUCUCCUGGAGGAGUGGGGCAGAUCACCCCACCACUGGGAUGGUUCUCACACCACAUGGUGCCUGGCCCCCCAGGCCCCCACGCCACAGGGAUCCCCCAUCCAGCCAUCGUCAACCCGCAGGUCAAACACGAGCCACCGCAUGAAACGGACAUCAUGCACAUGAAGCCCCAGCACGAGCAGAGAAAGGAGCAGGAGCCCAAAAGACCGCACAUCAAGAAGCCACUAAACGCCUUCAUGCUCUACAUGAAAGAGAUGCGUGCGAACGUGGUCGCCGAGUGCACGCUGAAGGAGAGCGCUGCCAUCAAUCAGAUCCUGGGACGGAGGUGGCAUGCUUUAUCUCGGGAAGAGCAAGCUAAGUAUUAUGAGUUAGCCCGCAAGGAACGGCAGCUCCACAUGCAGCUCUACCCAGGCUGGUCCGCUCGAGACAACUAUGGAAAGAAGAAGAAGCGGAAGAGGGAGAAGAUGCAGGAAUCGACCACGGGUACAGGCCAGAGAAUGAAAACGGCGUACAUCUGAGAAUAUGGAGGAAAACGGAACAGUUUCUCCACAUGCAAAGCGAAGGCAGCAGCAGCUACGGGCCCUCUUCUAGAGAUGGAGGCCUGUUAGAUUCCAUGAAGACCCUUAAAUCUCCAAAACUGAAGCCUCCAGUUCUCAGAGGACCCCCUCCUCCCCUCCUGCCCUCCUCCUACCCCAACUCACCCUACUCCCAUCCCUUCAACACAGUCAGAUGCCACCACUUCACUGUUUGACAAUACUCCCUUCCUGAAGGCGCCUGCUGUCGACACUGAACUGAACUGAACAAGACAAUCAUGAUUAAGUAGUUGCACCCUCACGAAAACCCACAUUCUCGCACGGAAAACAUCAAAUUGACGUCUGUUUUUGUCCUUUUACAAAUCAAGCUUUACUGCGACCCAAGGCACUGCACUGAAAAACAGCAGCGAUGUCGACGUGCACACAAACGUCUCGCCGCACUGCCCGACCCCCCCACACACCUGUCUCUAAGUUAUUGUAACUUAUUUGUCACCCCUGUUCAUUUGUAUAGUUUGAUAGGCCGACCUUCACUCCCUCACCACCACCCCCCACUCAAACACACUCUUUUCUCUCUCUCACUGGAUUUUUGAGACCAUUUGGGGUUUCACCCGACCAAACACCUCUUUGUAGACUGCACUAAGGAAGAUGGAGGGAUCUCAUCUCGUCUAAGAAUCGUCCUCAAGACGCCAUUUUAGUUUGUCGCUGACCAGUUGGUGCAAAAAAGGAUCAACUAUUGAUUUGCUUUCUCAUUUUAGACAGAAUUUUAUUUUAUUUUGAAUGCUUUUUUGGUUUUGUUUUUUGUAUCUUGAACCCUUGUUUCAAUUUCUUGGUGUAUAUUUUAGUGAUUUAUUUUUUUUUUUUAAUAUUUUUUUUUUUUUAUAAAGUGGUAUAUAUGAAAAUAAGCUUUGGACACAGGAAAGCCAUUUUUCUUGUUGAAGCGUCUUGCAGAAAAUUAAAAAACUUAAGGCUUCUUUUGAUAACUAUUUGUAACAAAUAGUGACCUCGAGUCUUGCUCAGAUGUAAAAUAAUGCUCAGUACGUGUACUUUUUAAAUCUGUCAGGAUAUGUCAAUUUUCUUGGUAUUUUUGCAGGCAACAUUAGGACAAAGGCGAGAGUGAUGGCUCAGAGGCCUAUAUUUUAUUGUUCUAAAACAUGACAAAUGAAGCAGAUAUAUAUAUUUACCCCAGCACUUGGCAGUCUUUCUUUUAUUGCAAUGGACCUUUGUCUUUUCUCUCUGGUAGCUAAUAGUGUGUCUUUAGCCAUGUUGUUUAUUCCAUGCAAGCAUCUCUGUAACAUUUUGAUUUUAAUGCUCUAUUUUAGUAUUACUUGAUGAAUUCCUCUUUUUUUAAAUUUUAUUAUCAUAUUCUGGGUCACUGUCAUCUUGGAAUAGCAUUUUGCUUCCCAAGUGGUCAUAUUUGAACUGUUUCAACAUUUUUUGGGUCGUUUUUUGUUUUGUUUUUUUAAAGAAAAAUAAAAAAAGGCACCAUUGGCUCAUGUGAUCACUCGUGUGGUGGAAAGACCGGAGCUAGAAAGUGCCAGAUGUAACAGUUUGUGUCUUUCUUGGAGAUGAGAAUUAUCCACAGGCAGUAGUGUUACUAGUGCUUCAAAAAAACACACCACACUCAGUGCAAUGAUAAUGAAAAGAAGCCCACUGUCUGAUUUAAAAUUUUUAAAUCUUACAAUGAGGUAACAGUGAUCCCAGCGUACAAACUGUUAAACUACAAGAAAUAUCAAGGUAACAAUAAAAUGACGUAAACAUUUUUGAUUAGCAAGCCAAGAUCAGAGAUUUGCAUUUACAACCAAAUCUGAAUAGGCUCUUGAACGUCCCCCCAUAUCAAGGGAAACAGCGCCACCUUGUGUUGCCGUUGGGUUUUGAAGAAACCAGGUGUUAAAGGCUAAACAUGACCUUGUGUGUGAAAUGCUUUAAAUAAAACCUGACAAAUGA
This is a messenger RNA of Scophthalmus maximus (turbot), 3688 nucleotides long. RefSeq names its product lymphoid enhancer-binding factor 1 (gene lef1). Gene Ontology annotation, molecular function: RNA polymerase II cis-regulatory region sequence-specific DNA binding; DNA-binding transcription factor activity, RNA polymerase II-specific. Gene Ontology annotation, cellular component: beta-catenin-TCF complex. Bases 572 to 1729 code for a protein of 385 amino acids. The transcript is spliced from 16 exons. Gene Ontology annotation, biological process: regulation of transcription by RNA polymerase II; canonical Wnt signaling pathway. The record is from RefSeq and is a predicted model, not a curated record. Lineage: Eukaryota; Metazoa; Chordata; Actinopteri; Pleuronectiformes; Scophthalmidae.